AUUUUUAAUUUUCGGCGGUGGAAAUUUUAUGUGGUUGGAGGGCAUUUAUGGCUGUAUUGGUAUGGCUUGAUAAAGAAAUCACUUAAGGUUUGGUUGUGUCUUAAUAUGUGGUUUUCUAGAAGCAAUAACAAAUCUUCAUAUGUGCAAAGUAAUCUAAUUGGAAUUUCCUUAGGCAAUGCAACCGUCAACUGAAACGCUGUACAAGGAGAUUCCUAUUCGAACUGUGGAAUUGUACCGGAAACCUGAAGGUUUUGGCUUUACUCUUUCUAGCCAAGGACCUUGCGUGCUAAGUUGUAUUUUAGCGGGAAGCCCCGCUCACAGAGCUGGUUUGAAGCCGGGUGAUCAGAUAAUUGAAGUGAAUGGAACCUCUGUACAGAAGACACCUCAUGAACAAGUUGUCAAAUUGAUAGCAAGUUCGACGAACGGGAUGGUUCGACUCGGGGUUCGAAAGCGUGCUGAGAUUCAAAGAACAGCGGUGAAUGGAGAUAAAAUCAACUAUGAGAUUUCAGAAGAAAAAGUAGUCGAAGAGGCAAUAAUCAACAGAGUGGAUAAAGUCGUAGAAGAAUUGAGGUCAGGGCAACUGUUCGGGGAUUCUUCGAAACUCCGCCAAACUCUUUCCAGUGGAAAAUUCAUUUCCGCGGAAGAGGUCGUGAGUGACGAAGAGCUGAAAGCAUCGUUUUGUGAAAGCAUAAGGUCAGAAAGUUCUUUCCCGGGCUCUUCUCCUGCCCAGAGUUAUGCCAGUAGCAGACGUUCCAGCGAAGGAGAUGUCGGCUCAAAUUCGUCUUCUCCACAGUUAUCACGGCUGCUCUAUCCAACUAUGACGCCAUUGAGAAAUCACAGUCCAGCGGAUAUCGGUUUUGAACCGGAAUUGCGAGUGAUUGUCGGCUAUUUAGGCUCAAUUGAGUUGCCGGCUGCAUCGAGUUUGCCAGCCGCAAGUUUGACCGCGAUUCGUAAUUGUGUACGCCGUCUGAGAGCGCAGCAGAAAGUUCACAAUAUUUUCGUCAUGGAAAUUUCAUUGACAGGUAUACAACUUGUUGACAGCGAGAAGAGAUCUGUUGUCACGUACCCUUUGAAGUCGCUGGCCUUCACUGCGCUCUGUUCAGACGAUAAAAGGGUCUUUGGUAUUGUGACUAGAAAAAGUAAUGAACCAGAAAAAGUUAUUAACCCAUUGAACAGCUGGCAUGCCCAAAAUAACAACAAAAUUGAUCUGCAAAGUACUGUAAAUUGUUCUUGCCAUGUGUUCUCAGUUGAUCCUGAAUUGAGAAGUCAUGAGACUCACCAACAUGUAGCUGAAAAGUACAGAAUACGGUGCACCCCUCUGGGAGUAGACAGUGGCUGUGCUGAAUUUCCUGGGUCAUCCAGCACCAUUCUAAAGACCAUUACUGGAAUGUUUAAGGAGAGAACAGGCUCUGAAUCAGGUGGAACAAGUAGCGAUGGGGAAGUGUUCACAAAUGUGCGAGUACGGUCUGCAUCAUUGUCAUCCAGUCAAUCAGAGUCAGACGCUGUUAGACACUGCAAUGAUGUAACAAGUCAACCCCAGACAAUUGACUUUGCAAACAAUCAGGCAGUUAAUGGACUUCAGCAAGAUCUUCAGUCAUCUCAGUCUAUAAAACAUAUUUCACCUAAUGAUUCCAAAAAUAGACAAAAAGGAGAAACGGACAAAGAACAAGAAGGAGUUAUAUCCUUCAAUCAGCAAGUUCAUCCUGCCGAGAGAAAUGACUCUGGUAUUGGAUCUGAUUCUUACCCUCAAAAUGACACUGAAGCUGUCAAUGGUGCUACUUUCUCCAAAGAAAGUAACUCUCGGAGACCUCCUCCCCCUGUGGUUAGUGUCUCAUCAUUUCAUUCUCGUGAGAGCUCAGUAGAUUCGCAGUUUUCAAUGGGAUCACAUUAUGAUCCACUUGCUGCAGUGCCGUCUGGCAUUCUAAGGAAACCGCGCAGAAACUCAGAAGGCGAACAGAUGGGAUCAAAAGAGAGACAUCUCAGCAAUUCUCAAGAGGUAAGCAUCUACUAUACAGUAAAUUACACAGCGUCCGUACAGAAUCUUGAAUUCUUGAAAAAGUCUUGACAUUUGUCCAGCAGUUUUCCAGACCCGGAAGACGUCUGGAAGAAUGGUAAAAAGUCUUUUUUUUUUUUUGCAAAGCUCCGACAAAUGCUUUAGAAGAGAUUUUUUUUUCAUUUUGGUCAAGUCUUAUUCAAACUCACCCAUAUGUUUGCAGCACACCAUGAAAAUAGCUCCAUUGAUCAUGUAUUUGAUAACCUUGAGUCUAGAAAGAGAAAUAUUGUUUUGAAGAAAGUCUGGAAAAAGUCUUGAAUUUUAAAUCCAAAAAUCUGUAUGGGUCCUGAUUACAGUAAGCUUAGCUUAUUAUCAAGCACAGCUGUAAACUGACAUACUAAUAGUAUUUAUGCUCCAGAUUGGUAAAUUUGGCUCUGCAACAGUUAAAUUUUGUGUUCAAUUCAAAGUGCAGUAUGCAACAUUUCCCACACAGCUACUCUGCAAUGAGACCACAAAUUAAUGUUUUGAAUAUUCCUCAAUUUCAUGAUUCAAGUGACUAAUAAACACAAUGGUAUAUGGUACAUGUCGGUGCAAAUGUUUAUUUUAAAGCACCAGAAAUUCAAUGUCAGUGAUGACUCAGUCAGAUGAAGGGGCUGUACUCUACCCUUACUUGCACCCCUGGUGUCUUACUUCUGCCCUUGGGUGACUAGGAAAUCUUAGCUUUUGCAUCGAAAUCAAAAUGCUGUUUACUGUACCCUGGAUUUCACAGGUUCAGAGCACUGGUCUCCUUAUAUUUUUUUCAAGAGCAGAGCCUUGCCUGGUAGUCAGGCUUUUAGCCAGACAUUGAAAACUGGCUGUCCAGAAGGCAUGUUUUCCCUUAAAAUAAUUAUAAGGGAUUAAGUGAAUUUUCCUUGUAUAUCUUCCAAAAAUGGUUAUCCAUAGGAUGGCUGGACACCCUUCUGGCUAAAACUUUGCUGAUAGUGGUAUUUAAUUGAAAGGGAAGCACAAUUUGUUGUUGUGAAUGAUGAAUCACUUGUAUUUAGCCUCAAACUUAUGCAUGACUGCCAAAUACAGUAGUUGAGGUCACAGUAAAAAAAAUAAGAUGCUCAAGGAAAUUCAUCAUGAAUCAAUAUUAUUUGACAUGACGUUUUUUAUGCGUCCUUACGAAGUACAGUAGAUCCACAUUUAUAAUUGUUACUCUGAAUUCUGCUUUCCAACAGUUGAGUUAAACAAGCAGAAUACUAAUAAUUUGAAACUGACUCGGCAUCUUGAUCAGGGGACAAAUUUUGCCACACAUAAAUCAGGUGUGAUGGGUUUAAAAUUACUGCUGUUGAAACAUUGCUCAACUGUUAUUUGCGUAAGUGGCACUUUAGGUAGGGAUUGAACUUGAAACAAUAAAAUGUUGACACUUCUUAAUUGAUUUAUGUUUGCAGAGGCAAUAUUAUUAUGAUUAAUCAAUAGGAAUAGAUCAGCAUCACCUUUGUCAUGUUUUUUGCAAAAGCUAAAGCAAAGGCAAGCACAAAAUACCCAACAAAAAUUACUUAUUGUUGUGUACAUUCAAAAAGUAAUGUUUUAAAAUGCCUGUGUUAUGAUACAGUGUAAGUCCAAACACUUUUUAUGUUAGUUUAAGUUUUGAAAUAGGAAACUUGUUUGCCUUUUACAUGGCAUCUUUACAUAGUGAGUGAAGGUGAAAUUGUUGAAUAUAUGUCCUAGUUGAUUAAGUAUUGAUUGUUUGGAUAAGGCAGUUAAUGUUAUAAAUUAUUAAUCCAGGAUUUCUAUACAAUCUGUUUAAAUAAAAAAUGUUGUUUCAGUCUGUUAUGUAAUGUGUAAGGCUGAAUUAGGCAAGAAUUGGUUUAAGUUAAAAAAUUUGUCAAAUUCCUGAUGUCUGUAUGGGUACAGUAACAUAAUAUGCUUUGAGGCAUAAGUUUUUUGUCAACCUGUGUGACUGCUAGCAAUGCGUAAUGACUUCAUAAAAGCUAAAACCUGUACCUGAAAGAAAUCUCUGCCCAUCUCAUAAUAUUUCUAAACGUUCAAGCCAUGGAACAUGAUUUUUUCUUUUAAUAACUUGCUUUUAAAUUCAGACGCAAUCAGUAAAAUUUACAGGUAAACUCAGAACCUCGUUUGGUAACAAGGCUUAAGUUUGCCUAAAAUAUUUUCAUCAGUGUGCCCAUCUACAGUGUUUAAUAAAUAGUAAUUAUUUUUUGUUUAUUUUUUAGAAAGGAUAAGUAGUCUUUAAACACAUAGCUCUACUUGUACACUGUUACUUGCUGUAGUUGGGAAAUAUCUUUUAAUGGAUAAGGUUGAUUUGAAUUUUCUUUUUCUCUUGCCUGUGGUUUACUAUGUGUACGUUGCGUUCAUAUAUUGUAUUUUGACAAAAAUCAUUUAAAAUAAACAGCUUAAGUGCAAUAUUGUGAAACAUGUGUCAAGGGUUCUAAACAUCAUGUCUUUUGCCUUUAUAAGGGGAGCAAUACAUAUUGUUGUAACUGUGUCCAACUCUUUUACAGUUUUUGUUUUUAAAUAAUAACUUUCCCAAGUACAUCUGGUUAAUUUAAGUUCAGGCUACAUUAAUAUGCUAAAUAAAAAAAGUUUUUGUGAUAUUUUUCCAACUUCAGUGAAAAGAAUUAAGUCAGUGAGAUAUUUCAUCCAAUUAGUGAUGUCUCCUAAUAAUGUGAUGAUUUAAAAUAGUAAUAUAAAAUUACAUGUAUCUGUUAAGGAAGCAAAUUCUAUUCUUUUCUUUGAUGAUAUUCAUUCAUUAAGACCUUGAUAAAAAGGAAGAAAUUUAGAUGAGGCAUACUAGACGUAGCAAAGAUAUAUUUUUGUAUACAACUGCUUUAACUUAAAUUAUGCAGAAUAAAAAUAUUGGACUUAUUAGGAAUUUAAACAAAUUGACGAUCAUUAGCUGUAAUAAAUAUUGGCAUGAGAUUCUUGAAAGUGAUAAACAGUAUCAACUUCAAUUUUGAUGAUGAAAUUCAACUAAUUGGAAUUUUAGUGGAGGGCAUUUUCAUCGCAGCUUCAGAUGAACUAUUUUUGUCUUUGGCUUCAGAUAGGCUAUUUUGGUCGUAAAACUUUUGUCCUUCGCUUCCCCUUUGAAGUAUUGAUCAUUCAAGCAAUAGACUAAUCCGGGUAUUCAAUGAUAAUGCAAGCUACUUGGCAUUCCCUUGGGAUUUUUGUUAAUGAAAUUUGUAAACAUAACUGAGAUGUCAUUGAGUUUUGCAUUCCAUUUGAAGACCACUGGAGCACUAAUCAAGGCUAUGUGUUACGUAUGCCCAAAACAAAAUGCAUAAACGGAAUUGCAGCUGGCUUUGUUUAUGUCUAAGAGCCUUUCAAGGUCAGUGUGUUGUUUUUUGUAAUUGUGUCAUGAACAAUAGCUCAAUUCAAAAACAAUACGAUUUAGUCAUGCAGUGAAACAAAAGCAGCAAACCCUAAUAAUAUUUUUUUAAAAUGGCUAAUUGAGUUCAAGCUAGAGGCAAAAAAUGCUUGCCUUGCUGAAUAUCAUUGCCUUUAUUUUUAUUCCUCAAAGUUAGUUCGUUAUUGUAAGGAAUUUCAAGGGUUUUUUCCGGUGAAAAAGCCUGACUUCUGUUGACUGUAUGUCGGCAGUAUUCAAUAUUUGCAUACCAGCAUUUGAUUAUACAGUUAUAAUAAACUGAAAACAAUUUCACUUCUGAUGAGAGUUGUCUGAAUAGAAAUUGUUUAGAAUUUGCCAAGCUAUCUAACUACAGUGUAGUAAAGGAACAAAGUGUUGUUUAUUAUUCUAAAAUUUAGUUGUCAAAACACUAGCUUCAGCAUUCCCAAAAAUCAUGCUGCAUUUUAAGCAAUGUUAUAAGUUCUAUACAGUUGUACAGUUACACCCCAGUGGUUGUAAAGAUCAUAGACUCUGUUAUUAUAGUUAUUUAUAAAUUAAUGACAUAUGAAAUUCACACUUUCAAUAGAUAAGUGCUUUCAUUCAGUAAUAUUUGCCGACUCACAUGAAUAUAAUUAAUUGAAAAUAAUUUGUGAAUUAUUUUUAUUCAACGAUACAGCCAGUGGAACUGCUCUUCAAGAACAGAUUUACAAAUUCCUCCCUAGUUAUUAGAUCACUUCCAGGGUUUGCUUCUUAAGAGUGGCUCCUUGUUUUGAGACAAUACUGGUAGAUACAUGUUCAUCUUACCUUAAGAAUUGGCUUUGGGAGUACAGCUUCUUUUUAGAAAAUAAAUCAAGAUCCUAGGAAUGACUAAUUUAAAUUAGAUGACUUUUUUGUGUAGUAAUAUACAAAUAAAUGUUUAAUGCAUCAAUGUGCUUGUUGUCUCCCACUCUUGACAUGACAACUAGUAUCACUACCAAGGAAAGUUUGCAUUUUUUUUUUCUAAUCUAAAUUUUCUGGAGUGAAAUAAUUGUAUGUCAGGUCCUACAUACUCUACAAACAUUAGACUCGAAGGUUUGUGGAGUAUGUCAGAUGCCACACUUCAUAUGACACAACAAUAAUGAAGAUAUGCCUUGGGUUAACAAGUGAUUAUAGGGUACACAAGGCAGUCUUAGUAAUACAAAUACUUGUCUGACUCAACAGUAAUAGCGAUAAUUAUCAUACCAUCAGACUUGCAUCAUUUAUAACCUUUUUAUCCUUGUUUUCUUAUAUUUCAGUCCCUGGCUCAUUCUGAUAUCGGUAAGUGCAUGUGAUAUGUGUGCUUAAAGCUAUUCUCUUCUAAGCAUUUGUUGUAUGUUGAAUUGCAAGUUCUCAUUUUAUUAGAAGGGGUAUUUAUCUUUCGUCUCAGGGCAAUGUCAUCAAAAAAACAUGAAUUCCAGCAUUGUCCUUGCAGGUUUGCUUGUCUGGGGUCAUUGAAAGCAUGUCUUUAAGUUUAUGGUUAAUUAUGAGAAGGUGACAUGCCUGGCUCAUUGCUCAUUGCUCACUUGCUCAGUGGGCAACUUAACAUGAGAGGUUACUUGCCUGACAGGAAAAUCUAGUCAUCCCGCACAACUGGAAUUGGACUUUUAAAAAUGCUUCUUUAUCUCUGAUUAGCAUCCAGGUGCGAGAAAGUGAGUGAUAAUGAGUUGCUUUUCAAGAGGGACACUAACUGGUAUUUUAAGCUUUGAUUUUUUUAAAGAGAGGUUUUCUUGAAUAAUCUGGAGUUUUUCAUUUUCAUUUUCUACUGGUUAUGUGUUUGGUGAGUGCUUGUCAGGUGUACCUUUUCUGACAGUAAAAUUUUCUUUUUUUUUUUUUUUUCAUGAUAAAAAAAUGUUGGUUUCAGGUUUUUAUUAUAUGCGCAUAUCCUCUCUUCAUUUUUGCUCUUUUGGUCCAUUCAUAAAAAGGUUUAACCAAACCCUAACACUUCUGCAUUUAAUUUAUUUUAAAUCUAUCUCAAUGACCUCCACAAUAUUACUUAUUUUGAAAACUAGAGUGAACAUUUAUUGAAAUUUGUCCUUUUUGAUCGUUUUAGCUUGUGGUUUUUGUGAUUUUGACAACUGUAAACUGUAGUUUGACAGUUUUGUUGAGAUGUUUUAUUCAGUUUCUAUGGGCUAAUUUUUCCUUCUCUUCGUCUUAUCCUAUAAAUUAAAUUAUAACCUGAAUUACAUGUACCAGUGGUAAUAUUUUUGCAUACUUUGGUAAAAGUGCUAACCUUAAUUUCUUGACUGAGUAAAUGUGCCUUGAAUCAUUCAACAGUGUUAAUUAGCAAUACAUGCUUGUGUUAAGUUCAAAACUGAAAUGAAUAUUUUCUUGAUUCCAAUCACAUGAUCCCAUUCUGAUGACCUCAUGACGGGAGCAUUAAAAUCUUGCUGUAACAAAAGUUGAAUUUGUAACUGCUUGUAGCCCAGCCAUCUGAAAUAGAAAAUUUUAUUUCCUCAGAUGACAGCUUUCUUAUUCUUGGACUAAUAUCGUCUUUGCUUCCAAGAAAACUGUAAUCCAAAGACAUAUGGCUGGCUAUUUAUACAUUUCAUAAUAUGAAAAAUAAUAAUUGAAAGUUGAAGUUUACUCACGGCAGUGUGUGCAAGUGUCACUGGUACAGCCUUCAUCAUGGGAAAUGGUAUUGCUUGAUUGUGAAAAGACCUUAUAUAGUGCUGUUGCACUUCUCUUUAAGUGACAGAUCUUUUUCAUUUUACUGAACUUGAUUUGAAAACAUAAAUUUAGUAUCACCAGUGUCAUAAAAUUAUUUAUACCAUUCCCUGAGUUGUUAUCAGGUGCUGUGACAACAUGAAUAUUCUUGUUGUGGCUAUUUUUUUGACAACUGUUGGGCAAACACUGGCAGGCAAUUUGCUGCUUAAUUUGGAAUCUGUUGAUGAAUCAAUGUUUUCUGAGUAACCCACACUCCAAUGUAACCAGUGAAUAUGAGCUGUUUACCAUCCAGUGGUUGUUGUUUGAAUCACAAUAAUAGAAUUCGCAACUUAAGUGGUUUCAUUUUACAGUAAAACUUGUGAUUUUGAAAGAGAGUUUUGUGAAUGAUAAAAGCUUGAGUCUUUUGUACUAACUCUGGUACAAUUUUGAUCACAGAAAACAACAGACGAAAAAAUAACGGUGGCUAAAUCAAAUUGAGAUACGAACUUAAGUUGAUCUUAAAAUGCUUGGUAAAUAAAAAAAUUGUCAUUUAAAGAAAAUUAUAUUUUGUAUCCCUUACAGUCCUAGGUUGCUCAUUAGUAAAGAAGAACUUAAAUGCAACUGAAAGCAUCUGUUCCAGCACUCAGAGCAUUCAUAGUUUAAGUAGCAUGCCCGGUGACAUGUCACAAGUCGAUGGUCGCGUGAGUCGUUGGGCUCUUGGGUUUGACAAGCUGAUGGAGGAUCCUGCUGGUCUGGGCUGUUUCAAGGUAGUGUGCAAUAAUAGUAAUAUUAUUAUACGGUCUCGACCUCCAUGUGCGACCACCUGUCAUAAGGGACCACCUCUCAUACGUGACCCAAUCCUGAUCCAAAAUAUCAUGGUAAAAUCACUACAGUAAGUUGUUCUCCUCUCUUAAGCGACUGUGACUACUUCAUGGGAUAACUGCUUUUGAAUUUUCCAUUGUUUUUAUCCUUCUAUAUGCAAACGGUUAAGGCAUGUAUCAUGUUUUAGUGGCAAUAUGAAGCUAUGCAUGCACAUAACCGGUUAUCUCCCAAAAUAAACACAGGCCUCGUUUAGAGAGACACCCUGUGGGUCAGUUCCUUAAGCAACCACUGAAUCUUCACAUUUUGGAUGAUCCCUUACGAAAGGUUUGACUGUAUUUACUUACAGUUUGAGACUGAUUCAACUGCUUAUUGGUGGUAUCCUGGAAAUUGAAUCAAAUUGAGAAAGAUGCUCUAUUUGACUUGAAAUAAUCUUAGUCAAUGAUUAGAUUCAAAGCGAUAUCCUUAGGAAAUUCUGAUAGGGACCUCUAACCACUGGGAGGUAAACUUCUUCUGAAACCUCAGUGAGGGUCUUGGUCAGCAAACUAAACUACCCCUCAAUAAGCACUGUGCCUGGUCUCAUAUGCAUGUCUAGUUUGUGAAAGCUGUAUUCACCACUUUGAGGUUGCGCGGGAGACCGGGUCGAGAUGGUUGUCAAAGUGCAUUGUGGGGACUGUUUUGGGGGACAAAUUUGCCACCAUGUUGAAAAUGUGUUCCUCAAAACAGUCCCACAAUGCCCUUCGGCAACCAUCGUCGUGACCUGGUCUCCCAUGCAACCUCAAAGUGGCAAAUACCCUUGCCAUAUACUUUACUGCACUUUUGAAAUACACCAUUAACUGCAGUGUAUUAUCCACACUAAGCAGGGUUAGGGAUGGUUUUUGUGCAUGCAAAUUUUGGUGACUCUUAUUAUUUUCGCAACAUCAAAUUUUUACAGUUAAUGCAAAAUUGUAAACUUUAUUUAAGUGUUGCAAAAGUAAAGUGAGAUAUGGUAUGUUCCUUGAUCCAUUCAUGCGUAUUUCAUACAUGUCUCUUUUUCAGAAAACUGUUAUCUUAAAGCCUUCUCUUUUGCCUCACAGGAGUUCUUGAAGAAAGAAUUCAGUGAUGAAAACAUUGUCUUCUGGAUUGCAUGUGAAAACUUUAGAAACCUCACUGAGUUUGAACAGGUGGGUUGUACUGGAUUAACAUCAAUAAUGACCAGUGUCACUAUAAAAUCGCAUGGUCUACUGUAAAUUUCAUUGCCAUAAUUUGCGUGCAGGUAGAAUUCACCUUCCAGUAACUAAACCAUCUGAAAACGGUCAAGCAAGUUCCUCUCAAUCUAUUCAAUGCAUAGUGAAGAUUUUAGACCUCCUGAUGAUAAUGAUAAUUUAUUAACAUUCAUUUAUAACAUUUAACAAAAACAUCACAAAUCAUAUACCAGUAUUUUAGUAAUUUUAAAGGGCCAUUCCGUUCAGGAUUCAUCAGCCCCUGUAUGGUUAUAAGCCCUCCUAAACCCCUUAUGAAGUAACCCCUUAUACAGAGCAGACGUUUGUGGUAUGAAUGUGAUUAUCACAUUAUUGACAUGAUUGUUCAUUUCUCCUUCUUUCAUGUACCAGCUGAAAUUUGAAGCAGAGAACAUCUUCCACAAUCAUCUUGCCCCCAAUGCUCCAAUGCCUGUUAAUAUUGACAGCAAUGCUGUGAAAGAUGCCGAGGAACAACUGCAAAACCCAAAUAGUGAUAUGUUUCGUCUUCAGCAACAACAGGUUUGAAAAAAAAAAUUCUGUUUUCAUAAAAUUAAAUCUGCUUAUGUUUAAACAAUUAUUGAAAUCUCCAAAUUCUCCGUGUGAAGUUUGUGUCAUAAAGAGCUCAUUGUAAUGGAGAGAGUCUAUUUAUGACAUUGCAUUGUGAUAGGUAAGGCUGUUAUAACCACAUAUGCCUCUCGAAACUUUAGCUUCUCUAUCAACUGAAGUUGAUAAAACCAAAUCUUUGUAGUAUUCUAACAGUCUAAAUAUUGUUGGGUGUACCUGAAACUGGCCAUAUCUUGAACUAACCCAUUGUGUGAAAUUUGUAAUGAUUUCUGUAAGUAAUUUAAUUGAAAUAGGCCAUUUUGUGAGUUGUCCUAAGUCCCUGUUUCAAACCUAGACAAAGCGCAAAGCCAUUAACCCUUUAAGCCCCAGUAUCUACAUACAAAUUCUCCAAACUGAUAUCUAUACAUUUCCUUAAAGAAUGAGUUUAGAGAAUUUGUUAAAAGAUCAAGGCAUUUUUACUUAGGUGAUCAUUUUAUUAAUUCUCAUAACUUAUCUGUUGACAAUGUAUGGAUAUUGACAGGAGAAAAUUGAUGUUGGUCACCAUUGGGACUUAAAGGGUUAAUGUGCCAAUGAUUUUUUGUUCUCAUGCAAAUAAAACUCAUUUUCACAAGAAAGGUUUCGCAGUUAGCCUCGUUGUGAAAGUGAGAGUUUCUGGAACUCGGAAGUGGCCUGUUAUAGGUAAGACCUACUCUGACUAACAUGAGUUAAGAGAACAAGGUUGUUUGUUCCAGGUUUACACGCUGAUGAAAUUUGACAGCUACCCUCGCUUUCUAAAGUCUGAUGUUUACAGGCAGAGCCUUGCAGCUGACUUGGAAGGAGCACCCCUCCCUGGGGAAGAGGGAGAAGAGGACAGAGAAUUGAAAACAAGAGGCAGCUUCUUUUGGAAGGUAGGAAGCAGGGGCAGGGUCCAGACAAUUCAUGAAGGGACAGCGGGAACACUUGCCAUUAGAGUUCCAGUAGCUCAGUGGUUAGAGCAUCCGAACUAGAACUUGGAGGGUCGUGAGUUCGAUGCUCACCUGGAGCUCGGAAAUUUUUCUGAGCUUUCUGGUGUUUGAAUUCUCCUUGUUCUUUAAUAUGUACGUGUAGAUCUACAGAAAGGUGGGUGGGUCCACUUGGCUGACCCCUAGAUCCGCUUAUACAAGGUGUUGGGGGAAGUGCUAAAUUCAGAAAGGGGUGGCCGGGAAACUUGACAGCUAUUUAGAUACUCUGAAAUAGUUACUGAGAAGUCUAUAAAAAUAAGGGUAUGACCUUAGUGCCCUUGACCAACUCCUUAAUCCGCCCAUGCCUACAGCACUUGACUUUAAAAGUACCCUUGAAGCUUCUGGUGCAACCAGCUGGGGGCAAAAUUUAAUAUUGGAAACAAUGGUUAUGGGAAAUUUGGAGGAGUGGGUAAACGAGGUACAUUAUGGUCUCGGUGAAAAUGGCAAAUUCUUGUCAUUUUCAUUUUUGUACAUGUUAUAAUAAAACUAAGAAAUGUCAACACAUUAAAAUCUGUUUUCUUUGAUACCGCAAUAAAUCAAUAAAAUAAUACCUAAGUCUUGUAGUUCUUCUUUUUUUUUCAUUAGUUUUUAUUUUACUGAGCCUAAGAUCAAUCAUUUUGUUAAAGAAGAAGUUAGAAAAAUAUGAUUAAAAGAAACGUUUUAGUUUAAUUUUCUUUUUAAAUACUUGAUAACACAAGUUAAUUAUAACUGUAUGAAUGAUUUGCUACUCGCUUUAUUAAGCCUAUAAACCUUCAUAAAGACCUUAUUCAAUUUCUUCUCGUAAUACCACUGCGUGAAAACCAUUUAGAUGGUGAGAAUAAAGGAAGUGACCACCAAAGAUAAAAUUCUCGAUUUGUAUACAGUUUUUCCUAAUGAGCAUCAAAAUUUUUUUUGAGAUUAGUGUUAAAAAUUUAUGUGCUUGGAUUUUUUAGUAUCAGAAACAUUUGGGCUCUUACGUUGUACUAGUAUUUUGAAGUUCAACUUAACUUUUGAACUUGAAAUAAACUGUAAGAAUUAAAUGAAUUUAAAAUGCCAUAAACCAUAACUACAAGAUUGCCUAUAACAUUGACUUUCUAGAUUCCUUUUCUUUAUCCGUCCUCUGAGGAAUCGGAAUUUUCCAGCGGCAGCAGUAGAAGCAGUUUUAGUCUUGAAGGACAGGUAAACAAACUAUGUAAAAUUAAUAAGUUAAAGUUUUUUCUUCCUGAUACCGGUAACAUCUAUUUAUUCCCAGUGUUCCCCGUUUCUCUUUAACGAGAGGGACUAUGGUAUAGUAUUACUGAAAAUCAAACUAAAUGGAGUAGUAAUUUAAAACCUGGAUCCUUUCAUCGAAGCAUUCGUUUGAUCUUGUUGAUAAAUUUAUGAAAUAACGGUAAAUAGAUAAACCACAAUUUGAUUAAUAAAAUGAACUGUACCCUAGCAGCACUGUAGCAGCAGUCCAUCACUUCAUUGAUUCGUUGAUAAAUUUAUGAAAUAACGGUAAAUAGAUAAACCACAAUUUGAUUAAUAAAAUGAACUGUACCCUAGCAGCACUGUAGCAGCAGUCCAUCACUUCAUAGGCUCCUGACUCUAGCCAUAAACACGGUUCCUUGGUAGUUGUGGUGGUGGAAGGGGGUGUUGUGGAGAGAUGCAUGGGUAAACAGCCCAAUCACAGAUUAAUUAGUCUUUCAUAACAAGUAAUGAUCAAAUUGUUCAGUCAAUAAUUUUUCCAAAGCUUGCGAGCACGGUGUGUGGGUAGCGUUAGUUUAUAAGGCCGAAAAUUGAAGAUUUCAAGAUUUCGCUGGAAGAUGCAGUGAAAGCUUAAGACUGAAGAGGUUAGAAACAAAUCUGAUUAAAACCUAGGUAGCGAGAACGUUUUGGCGCGAGCUCACGUGAAAACGCUUGCUAUCCGCUGCAGGCUCACCUGAAUGCGAAAAUAGGCUGACGUGAAACAAUAAGAAUUUUUUGCGCGUGGUGUGAUUCUUUCACGCGAGGAUAAGUGCCCUCACUUUAUGUGUAUGGGCGUUUUAAACUUUCCCUUUGGCCUUAGUGUCAAAACAGUGGGGUAAAUAGCCUGCGUGGCAGGCGUUCGAAAGGGAAGGGGAAGGGAAUUAGGGCGCGAGACCAUGCGUGCCCUCGCGUACCCCACGCGCUUUCGCGCGCCCAAAUUCCCCCUUCCCCUUCCCCUUCCCCUUUUAACGCCUGCCACACAGGCUAUGGGGUAAAGUGCCCGUAACACCGCCGUUUAAUCAUUCCAUUAUUGAGGAAGAGCGCAUAUUAGGAAGUUAAUGAUUUCCUGAAACUUUGAAUAACAGUGAGAAGUAACUCACUGGACUGAGGCGGUAUUUAUUUGCACCUUGAACUUUAACGGCCUAGUUAGCUCAGUUGGGAGAGCGCCGGUCUGCUGAGCGGGAGGAAACACUCGGGCCGAGGGUCUUCAAAUAACUGAGAAGCACUUUCGUUUAUCUGGUUGUUGUGGGACGUAAAAGAACCCACACCACUGUUCGAAAAGAAAAAGGGACGUAGACCCCGGUAGUGUGGCCAACGUUUUCUGGGCUGCGUUGGUUAUCUGUAAGGAGAGAUCUUUAAAAUAUAGGGAUAACUUCAUGAUCCUCCUUCAGGUGUCGUAAUGGCUACCUGUAAACAUGGUAUGUACAUUAUGUAUGUUGAAUUAUCCUGGACUCACAGAAGUCUUUGUUUUACUUUUUAGCGCUCAGUCCGCCGCAGCCGAGGAAGUAAACACAGCAGCAAACGAUCAUCUAAAGGAGUAGACGGAGAAAGAAAAAAAGCUUUUCUACCUUGGAAAGGUAAAUUAAGAUCUCGUUGGUUUCUUGUGAGCUUACCUUCCCUCGGUUAACUUCUCCGCGUUACUUUUUUUGUACUAUCGUAGGGCCUCUUCACAUGAGCCUGGUUGACUGGGCUGGCCCGAUUUCCGAGAUCUCGCGUUACCUCUAAAUCCUUUGUAAAAUUUUCAAUAGGGCCAUUUAUACGGGGAAAAAUAAGACGCGAACUUUCCAUUUAAACGGCACAUUUUGGCUAAAAUUACACGCGACUUAGCUAAGACGCGUCUUAUUUUUAGAACAGCUCUUAAAACCUGUUCUUAGAUGAGAGGCGUCUUAGCCAAGACGAGAAAAACUUCGUAUAACUGACCUUUGCGUCAUAAUACGCAUGCCUUAAUUUUUGUGGGAAAAUUUUCGCUUGCCCAGCGGCGGACUGGCAGGCUACUGGCAGGGAAAAGUUGUUUACAAAUUACAACGCGUUUUCGUUUCCUUGGGUUGCCAUCUAUUCUAAGACUUUUAAGCUUUAUUUGUUUCUUCGCUCAAUUAUAAUGAGCCUGACUCAGGCUCAUUAUACUUGAGCGAAGAAACAAACCACUCCGUCGAUCUCCUUCUUCCCCUUUUUCUCGGGCUCCUUCUGAACUUUUCCAGGAGAGCAUUGUUUUUUUUAUAAUUCUGCGACAAAUAAGCGCUUUUGUCAUAUAAGAAGACUCCCCCAUUUUCAUUAAAAAGGUCUUCAAAAUAUUGCCUCUGCGGCAAAUCGCAACAUGACGCAGUAACUUUGAAACGCGGCCAUGUUGGAGUGCCCUUGCUGCGGGCAACAUUCACAUGAAAACGAGUCAAGAACAGAAAUAAUACGUGAACCAAUUUUAUACGAGCUGCUUUCGUCUUAGAUAAGGCAUGCUCGUAUAAAUGGUACAGUCUGCGUCUUAUGUAAGACGCGUCUUACUUUUUUUCCUCGUAUAAACUGCCCUAAUGCGUUCAUUUGAGAGGGCGGGCUGGCUCUGUUCGCGAGAUCUCGGUUCUUCCAACCGGUAUCUCGGUAAGCGGACUGGAAAAUUUUGCCAUAUAAACACUUCAGCCCGGUUACCGGGAUAAAAGUGGGAUGAAUUCUUUGAAACAGGAUGACAUCGUCCUGCUUUGCCUGCUGUACUUUCCACAUCCUAAGCAUCCCAUUUAACUGCAGUUAUACAAAUAUAAGAGUUGCCAAAGCUUGCUUUGUUUCUCGACUUUCCGCGCCAGAAUUCAUCCCUGCAUCUUCGUCCUUAUCUCAUAUCGGAAACCGGGUUGAAUAUGAGAAAUUUCAACUCAGUUCAUAUUAUGAACCCAGGGUGAAAUUGGUUCAAGUAAGCGGGCCAGCCCGGUCAACCGGGCUCACGUGAAGAGGCCCUUAACCCUUUAAGCCCCAAUAUCCACAUAUAAAUUCUCCAAACUUAUCUCCAUACAUUUCCUUUAAGAAUAAGUUGAGAGAAUUUGAUAGCAGAUCAAAGUCUUUUUAGUGAUCAUUUCAUAAAUUCUCAUAACCUAAUCUCUUUACAAGGUAUGAAUAUUGCUGGGAGAAAAUUGAUGUUGGUCACCAUUGGGACUUAAAGGGUUAAUCUCCCCCCUGCGAUUGGUUUGCGGGCGAGCCGUCUCGUUGUCAAGGCAUAUUUUCCCUGCUCCUAUACCAAACACAUAUUUUGUAGCGGUUGCUCUUUCGUCUUAUAUUGGUCUUGUUUUUUCCGAAAUUUCUUUCAUUGGAGAGGACAAUUGUCUCUUUAUCAGCAGUGCUUUUAUAUUUUUUAAAAUAGAUCAGCUUAUUCUGGUUGUUAAAAAAAAAACGUGCGUUAUCUUAUUUGUCUUAAAACUUGUGAACUUUUGCAUUUUUAACUCUGUUUUUCUUAGCCACUAACUUUUGUGCUAGUAUUACCACGUGAGGCUGAUAUCGAUAUUUCAUGUUUAACUGCAAUAAAUUUCUUUCCUCUCCCCCUUCAAGAUUCUUUUGUGUUUCAAUUAGAGCAGACAUGAUUUUCAUUUGUUUAAUACUGGAUUUUAUCGCGAGCUAAAAAUAUUCUGUUCUUCAGUUAACCUUCAAUUUAAACAGCUUUCGAUGCUCUUUUUAAGUCAGUGUAUCACUUGCCUCCCCAAUAUGUUUUCGUGUUUUUGUCUUUAUUAUUCUUGGUAAUGUCAUCUCUUACGAUUUUUUAGUCACUAUUUUAAUGGAAAGUCAUUUCGUCAUUUAGGCAUGAUUUAGUUCCUGCGACCAAGAUAUUCAUUGGAAAAAAAUACGUUUAUCUUUAAAUCUUUACGCAGUAAAAGCAUCUUAAAAGAUCCAUUUGUUCUUUUAUCCCCUCGAAACAUUACCGUUUACAAGUGAAAAAAGACUCUUUUGUUUAAAGGAACAAUUCCUAGGUAUUUAUAGCCAGCUUAAUGGUCGUUAACUGCCGUAGAAAGGAUAUUGCUAUUGUUUUGGAGUACUUGAAUACUAAUAAUGCCCCUCCUUCGAUUUUACAGGCAAACACGUCAAAAAAGGUUAGUAAUGAUUGCUCAUUUGCACAUCCGCCGUAUUUUUGUUAAACAAAUCGCGACGUUAGUCUUAUUUUAUUGCCUGAAAAAAAUCAUUUGUCGGCUUAUACCUAGUGAACAACUUUUUUAAAUGCUACGAGGACGUUCGAAAUGUUGAAGUUUCAAAUCACAAGAAAGACUGAGUAUCUCUACGUCAACACGCUAGGAUUUAACUCUUAUAGCCACAGUGAGUUACAAACGCUGAACGCUUCUCUCGGCUAUUUUUUCCUACUGUCACUGACGCUUGAAUUUCUUCCCAUAUCAAGCAUUGAUCUCCAUGAGAAUUAAUUUGUUUGAAUUUUAAGCUGUCUUAGACUUAAUAACUUUGACUUAAUCCCUCUUCUCUUGCAAUGGUGCGAUUAAAAUUUGUUCAAGUGUUUUGAUUUUUGUACUUUUAAAUGUUCAUAACGUUUUUAUCCUUACACAGGUGACAGGUCAUUUGGGAGCCAGCCCGGGAGUGCUCGAAGCUCCAUUUCAUCGUUGUCAGAUUCAUUUCAGAAUAUCAGCCACUCGUCCGAGGUUCGUGUUUUUUAAAUACCUUUUUUUACCUCUCGCGUCACGCAAACGAACAAUGUGCCUAUUACGAAGCUUGCAUCGCGCGUGUUUUACAUAUCGCGCGCGUUAAGCCGUUGACAUGACCCCAUGGUUUUACCGUAUCCCAUUGCGGACUGUUAUCGGAUUGUACUCGCACACACCAUCUGCUGAAUAAUCGUGCCACUCAAGUGGAAUAAAUUACUAAUCCUGAUCAACAAAGGUGACUCUUAAAUGUCAUGUCUACCCUCUAGUACGUGGCUAACGUUUUGAGUCACGAUCAAAGCUCUUGUAAGCGAUUUCCUAAGGAGUUUAUAAAAGCGGACGCAACUAGAGCUGGCCACAGUUGUUCAUAAAGUGGUUAACGCCAUCCGCUGGAUAGUGCAAGUGGUUCCCUAAUUGGUUCCGGUUACUUUUUUUCGGAGUUUGUUCCACCGACUCAAUAGUUGACAUAUGUAUCCUGGACGGCUAAGAACAAAGAGUUGAACAAUUCUUGAUGAAGUUUAACCAUUUUUCCGUUCGUUUCACAUUGUUAGUCUUUACAUGCAGACCAAAGAAGAGAAAGCGAGGCAUUUCAGUUCUGCAGAGUUGUGUUACCCGACCAGUCAUCCACGAUUCUGCUGUGUAAGGAAGGACAGACACUACGACAAGCCUUGGUUCACUUGUGCGACAGGAGACACCUCUCGCUGGUUGCUCACGAAGUGUAUCUUGGUGGCGGAGACAAGGUAAUGUCACGAAACACUUCGAUACUUGUUAUUUAUCUUUUUUCGUGAUGUUUCCCAAGUAAGAGUGCUUUAUAUCGAGCUAGUUUAGUGGUCUCGCCUAUAAUUCAUGCUCUCUGCGUUGAGUUGGGUUGAUUGAUUAUACCGGAAGACUGUCCGAAUACAGUCAGCCCUCAAGUUGGAAAGGCAAAAGAGGCUUUCUUAUAAGUUACGGAAGAUUGUAUUUGAGAAUUGUCCGAAAAAGUAUAUUUCAUUGCUGUUGGUUUUAAAAGUUGCGCAUUUAGAGAUUUUGCAUUGUCGCGAAUUUCUGUUAAAUACUCCUGUUAUCAUUUUCAAAUUUUUGUCCAGUUGUAAACCCAGUCGGAAUUUGAGACAUAAACGCCCCCCCCCCCUUUCCCCCUUAUAAGACCCUCUAAAAAGUCUUUGAAAAACGUUAACCCCUCGGGGCUGCCUUAUUUUCGGGUCUUAUUUUAAGUUGUUUCUUUCGUGGUUUGUUAUAAACAAGGAGGGAAAUGCACGCAUUGGGUUGUCCAUUAAUGAAUUGCCACUGGAUAACUUUGUUGAUAGGAUUGAUCAAGUGAAAAAACGUUCAGGCCGACCAUUUUUUUUUGGUUUGAUUUUACAGCUUGUACCUCUAGAGGAACUUGAUGAAGACAUGUCCAUUAUGGGCGGCAGGGAGGUGGUACUGGAACAUAGAACACUGUUCAGGUAAACAUUCAUCCAUCCAUCCAUCCAUUCAUUCAUUCAUUCAUUCAUUCAUUCAUUCAUUUUGCCGUUAUUCGGUAUCUGUAUAAACUGAGUGAUGCGUUACGCUGUCCUUGGAAGUAAAUAAACUGUUUACUGGCUUACUGGUACCAGGCUAUUUUCAUUUCUAUCCAGUAGUCAAACUUUAGUGGCCUACGUGUGACCGUACUCUCCGACUGGAAGUACCCCACCUUUUUUCGUUCUUCGGGGGCAAAGUGCAGCCGCUCGCAGGCUAAGCUUUGGGUUUGUUGUAUUUGCCUUGUUUGUGAUCGCAAGACUCGUCUUCAAUAGAUCAAUUUCGAUAUAUUAAAAUUCAUACUUGGCUCCGAGGCUUGGGGGAAUAAAACAAGAGAAGUGUAUUAUUUAUUACUGAGCCUCAAGAUGAUUUUUUUUUUCUUGAAGCCUCGCAGCCAAGAAUGAAUUUUAAUAUAUUGAAAUUGGUCUAUUGGGGGCACGAAAAAUCUCGAGCUCCCACACCAUCCAUGGACCUCCUUUCAAUCAAUUUUGCUCUGACGCGCUUGAUGAUCAGUAAGACAAAUCUGCAAUUCAAAGUAGACAGACUGCAAAUUAUAGUAGUUGCUGAAAAAUAUAUCUACGCGUCCCAACUGUUCAUCGGUAGGAUUCCUAAAAUGCGUCAAUAAUCGUUCUGUUGAGGACCUUACUAAUCACGUGUUUCACUGGUAUUGUUUUGCAGACUAGAGCUCCCGGAUGGAGUGACACUUUGUAUAAAAGUCAAACCAAAUCAGAGUGUGAGGGCGUGUCUGGAGCCCAUUCUCUCCCGGCAUGGCUUGUCAACUGAUAGAGUCAUUGCGCAUUUGGUGAGGAACAAGUUAUAGACCUUUUUAGCUUGUAUGUUGUGUUUUCCCUUUUCAGAAUAUGUGAUGUUACCUCAGAGAACUGUUUUUUUAAGUGUCGUCUUAUCCGCGUUCAUAUCUAUCCAUAAGUUAUGGACACCUUAAAGACAAAAGGCACAUUCCCUAUAGAACGUCACGUGCUCUGAACAACCGAAUAUCACCUUAUUAGCUGCUGAUAACCUAUAGUGAAUUAUUGUCCAGUAACAUCUAAACAGAAUGAUAAAACUUUGUUCUUCUCUUGCUGCUUCAGGCGGAGUGUGAAGUACCGUUAGAUCCAGGUAUCCCUGCGGCAUCAAUUGAACAUCAGCAGGUGGUGGUAGAGAUCGCUGAACAAUUUGCAGGUACAUAGCUAUUUGAUAUGAACUCGUCCCCAGAGCAUUCUCCUCUCACAAUUUUUGACGUGCUCGUUCCCAGGAUCCUCUCUUUUCUCUUUAUCGAGGGACUGGGAAAGCUUCUUUUUACUUUUUUUGACCAGAGAAAGUUAGCACUGUUAUCUUUAUCGAAGAAAAUGACAAAACUUCUAACAUUUGAUAACUUGUUUCCACCACCAUGGCAUUCUCGUUAUUAAUAACCAGCAGUAGAAUGACGACGGCUUUCGCCUUUUCCGCCAAAACGACGCUGGUUCACGCGCGCGAACUACUUGUCAUUGGUAUUGAGAAAAUCAGAUUUCGUUCUUGUAGUUGUCGUUGUCUUAGAAACUUAAGAUCUCUAUUCCAGAUCGCCCUGCGUCUCGCAACAAAAAAUUGGCUGUAGGCGUUGUAGGGUCAGUGAAAGAUAUUGUGACUCAAGUCAUCUGCGAUCAGAAAUUAGACAACCUAAGACAACCUGUAAUCUUUCCAGAGCUCUCCUUUACAAUAACAUUUUGCUUUCUCAGUCACAAUAAAACAUCAGCGUUGUUUUGAAAUCCGGCGUUCUCUCUAGGAGGUUUGCCACUAUUAGCGCCUUCUGUUCGUGAUUUAAUCAGGCGCCAUCAGGGAGGCAUAUAAGUAGCGAUUAACAUACAUGACGCGUUUCGCUGCGAAUCAACCAUUACUCAAUGGUUAUCUUGAUGUGUUCACCGCGCCACACGACAACAUAGCGGUGAGCCAGCAUCACCGUUGCUUCCCGGUUGCAAACCUUUUGAGAUUUUUGUAGGCUCUGAAAAUGUUGAAAUUUGCCGUUAGUGGUAAGUCCCGUCAAACCGCUUUGUUUUUCUUAAUUUUGAUUAUCAAAGUGAGCGUCACUCACCGUCGAUGUCAAAUUUUAGUUUCCGCGGUCGACUUCCUUUGUAUUUUUCACCCGUGUCUAAACCUUUUCUAUGCAAGUUUCAGAGUCAUUUUCGACGCGAUGUCAGGCUUUACAUUUUGUUAAAUUGUUAUGUUUUUCGGGGCUAGUGAGAGAACAAUGUGACAUUAUGAAGUCUAAACAUUUUCGAAAAGCAACGUACGCCAUUUGCUUUACUUUUGCAAAUUAUUUUUUUUUCUGUUAAGCAAAGUUUGACUAUCUUAUCCCUUUGAAAAUAGAAAUGACCGUGACAAAUUUUUGUUUUAUAUUUGCAAUUCUUGUUCAUUUUUACAGCCUAAGCCUUUGUUUACAAUGUUUAUGUCUGUUGGGCAAGUGAAGCCGAAAGCAGGUGGCCCCAUUCACUAAGAAUCGCGUUUGUUGAUUUUUUAAAUUAACUGUUUUUCUUUUUCCAGCAGUUAUCAUAGUCUUUAUUGUGUUCACUAUUAUUCAAUCAAUUAUUUGAAGGUUACGUAUGGAUUAUUUAUUUUGUUGUAAGAAAAAUAAAUUCGAAAUGUCAUUGUAUAAGACUUCACUUAGGCCCUUAUUGUAAGGUGUAGUUUUUAUUUCCUCUGUUUAUAUGCUCGACAUAGUCUAGUCAAAGAGACCGUUUGCUAAUCGAAAAGCUUUAUGCACAAUCGAAAUGUUUUGGGUUAUGAAUUCCGGAUUCGUUUUAAACUAAUAAUUCCAAGUUUUCUUCAAUUUCAAGGAAGUAAUUGUGAGUGUUGAAAACAACAACUUAAAAUACCUUCGACAGAGAUCCUCUAAGUCUCUUCUCACAAAAGCAUACGCCGGUCGGUCAGCUAUUGAUCACAUGAUCUACAGUACGGUUUUGUUAGCACACUGCACAUCGAUUGAUUAGUCUUCUACUCUGUUUUGCGCCAAUAAUUUACCCUUUGAGCAUUUUGAGCUGCACUUGAUUAUAACUCUUCAUUUAAACGAGUUACACAUUUGGUUUGCUAUUGUCAUAAAAUUCUAAAGUUUUUAUUCUUUUCUGUCUUUGUAAGAACUUUUGCCCGUCAGAAGUCGCGCGUCACUCAGCCAAUUCUUUUCAGAUGUAAUAAAUGACUGCGUUGCUGAAGACAGGUCGAUGACAAAAAUAAACGACUCAGUUUGUAUAAGACAAUACCAUUCGAAUCGUGCUCUUUUUUUUCUAAAUUUCUUGGUGCAGGUUAAAGUUGCCUGUAUCCCUAUAAUUCCACUGUCUCUCCCGAAAAAGUAACUAUAGCCCUGGUGCUAUUUUUCACCCCAAAUCGUUUUUAAUUAAAUUUAUUGUCGGGAUUGCUUAUUAUCGGAGAGUUUCCUUUCCUAUGUAGAUAUUGUUUGGCUCGCAUGCAUUUGCCUGUUUCUUUACACGAAUAAACACUUGUGACACGUUUGAUCAUAUAAAGUUGAAAAAAAUCACCCCAGAAUUCAAGUAGAACCAGCGGUGGGUGUCAUCUUAGAUUUGCAACUGAAUUGAACUGUUGUUUUCCUAUAUCGAUCGUAAAUCUCAUAGGUUUUUUUGUCAGAGGCCUGGUAUUUUGAAGUCCCGUCAAUUUUAUUUAGAAAUUGUAUGAUUCUAUAUCUAAACCGAAUUAUAGGAUCUUUGAUCCUCGAUCCUGGUUUUCCAGGAAACCGUCAAGCUUACGUGGUUUGGAUAUGUUUAAGUAUCGACUCCUUUACCCUCACCCCCCUAAGGGGAAAUAGCAUGCCAUGUCCAUGUCUUUAAUUCGUUGUUUUGUUGUAUUUUUUAAGGGAAUGCGAACACAUCCUCCCGUGUUCCUGGAAGGCGAGCGAACUCUUCUCGAGCUUCGCGGCGCGGCAGCAAAAAGAACGCGUUUGACGACCUCGCUCUCGAAGAAGUCAUGCGCGGAAGGCGACAAACACUGGGCGAUGGACACUUUGAUGAAACAGGGAUCUGGGUUCCAGAUUUAAAGUCGGCGCCUCUCAGUGAGGACUCUUUAAAGAGCUUAGAGCGCGGAGACGAAAGUGGAAACAGUCUACUUAAGUCUCAAGGAUUGUUUGCAAGAAAACGAAGAGAAGCCAGCGAACAGGAUAAAAUUAUUCCGGUUGCCAAUAAAAGCGGUCGCUUUGGCAACGACAAGCCGACAGAUGUUAAAGGUAAGGUUUUAGUCCGUGAAAACAGAUGCAGGCUGUCUUUGUUCAAGCUACUCAAAAUAACAUUCUUUAAGCAGUUAAAUAAGUGAAAUAAUGCAAAACUAAAUUGUUCAUUCGUUUUUUGAAAAAAACGAGUGUUUUCCGAUUAAUGUGCUGUGAAAUAAAGAAUCUUCAGCACAACGCGAAGAUUUCUUUGAAAUUGUGAGUUGCACGCGAGUAUUGAAUAACGCGAACUUAAAAUUUCCCUUAUUUUUCGUUCUAUUAAAUCAUUACUUUUGUUUUGUUUUCCAGCCUCCUUCAAAAUGUAAUUUUGAGCUACUGUUAAUGGAAAGUUUUAUAUAAAAUUCUUCGAGAGAAACUGUUUGUCUCGUAAACAGAGGGACGCGUGAAUUGAUAGCAAUCCUACCACCUGCACCUUUAUGAAUUUUACUUGGCCUUAACUUAGUUGCCCUUGGUGACAAUAGCCUUAUUCAGUUUCUCUAUAAUGUGCGGGAUAAACGACGGUUAUUUUCAUGUGGAUUAGUGGAUGGACAGAGGGGCCAUUUUUCAAUGGUAGCAGUGGGCCAGUGAUAGAAUAAAAUACUUGAAUUACUACCUGAACAGAGUAGUAAAGGGAAGCGGGGGAGGGGGAGUAAUUGAUGUCAUUAUGCGGAGUAUACUUUCUGUCAGAAGAAGUCUAGAAAUUUAUGCUUUUGGCGUAUACGUGUCGUAGUUUGGGAACUAUUUCGUCAUUUACAAUUGAAAUGUACGUUAUUUGUUUUUUUUUUAAUAUGUUGCUCUUAAUUAUGGCAGAGAUAAGAUUAGUCGUGCUGUGCAAACUGCUUAUUUCAAUCUUGGUGAAAUUAACAGUUUGCAUUACACAACCAGGGUAAUCUUCGUAUUUUUGGUUGGAAAUCUUAAAUAAGUUGGUAAUGUAUACAAGCGUUAAUCUAUCUCGACAGGUGCUUUUUUAAAUUCUAAUUCGCUCUUUUCACGUCACUCGGAGCAGAUGCUCUUUAUUGUCACCUUGAUAUUGUGUUCGCGUUCAGUUUGUCAGAAAUCCUCAUACGUUUUUCUAUUCUUCCGCUGUAUAAACCAAGGCUUAAAAGAUUCAUUCGUAGAAAUCCCUCAUCACCAACGGCAGAUUGAAAAUUAAGGUAGCAAAUCUGAUAACCUAUAAAAUGUGAUAUAUUUAGCGUGCACCACUAACGUGGUGCGUUUUGUUCAUGUUGCAUCUUUUGAUAAAUUCAUACCGUGUUUUUGUUUUUUGUUUUGUUUUUUUUUCUCUCGACGUUGUAAAGACUUUUGCAUUCGUGGUGUAAAUGAAUUUUCAUGUUUAUAUAAACCAUUGCGUUAAGUUUAACGUAAUCACUGAGCCAAUUAGCUUUACAUCUCUUACUUACAAUUUCAAUAAGGAGCGAAGUUGUUAAGAGACUCGGUCGAAAUAUUAUUGCGAUUCGCUGUGUAGUGCGUAACGAAGAAACACUUGUUGUAGUAGACUUUUGCGCUUGUUGAAGGAACGUCUGUUUCUUGAGUUAGAUUCCUCCUUUUUACUGUUAGAUACUUCACUUUUUUAAAUAUUCUCUAUUAAAUUGAGAAGUUUUCUUCGCUUUCAAUUGCUUUGCGGUUAGAAGGUUAAAGAUGGCAUUUUAACGUUUCUUCUGAACACGGUUUCAUGUUAGCCAUACUGAGGCAGACUAUUGAUUUACAUUUUUGUAUUGUUUCGCAGACUUCUUCGAGUUGAUAAGCAAAGCCCAGGCCAACAGAAUGGACGAUCAAAGAGGCGAGCUCAAAGGUAAUUUGGAGCUUCCAGAUUUCCUGAAAAUUCCCAACCGUAAAACAGCUGAAACUGACGGAACUUUUAAGGUCCCGUAUGCUCCUCCUCCGCCUCCUGGCUUCAGAAAUGGGGAGACGAACAUGAAGAAACCCGCGGUUAAGAAAACGUUGUCAAAUCCUGUUACUCCAGGUCCUGAGAAAAUGGACUUGAUGCAGGAGCUGUCCGUGAAAUUGUCUAAGAGAUCCGAUUCAACAAAGACUAAUUUGUCGUCUCCCAAGGAAAAUACUGAGCGAAAUACCGAACAAAAUGAAAUGCUAUUAGAUUAUAAUUUUAACUCGCGGCUUCAGCCGCAACAAGAACAGAACGGCAGUAAAGCUGUUGGAACGAGAAGGGGAGAAAGAAAUCUUCGUUCGGAGAGACCAAGGUCUUCAACUGAUGUUGAAGUCUAUACUGUGGAUGCGGCGCGCGGGAUGCGGGUUGAAACGGGUCCUCAACCUCGACCCGUAUCUGAAAAUGAACCCCCAAGAAACGUGGCACACGUCCAACCUUUAGUGCGAUCACAGGGUUCUCAGCCUCUGACUGUAAAUAGUUUGCGUGGAAUUCACUACGCUACUAAUCCACGUCGUAGCUCUGGUGACCAAGCGGGGCACUAUCGUUCAAACAACGUCGGCAGCGUCAAACCGCAAACAAUCGAGCGGGUUACUUCCAAGUCCUCUCAAAAUGUGAGAGAAACUACGCCGGCGAUUUACAACGUGAAACCCGGUGCAAAGCCCGGGUCAAAGCCCGGGUCAAUUCGUGAAGCAAUGCAAGGAAAAGGUUUCGAUGAUUCGAGGAGAUUUUCAAGUAUUCCCGUCGAUAUUCCUUCGCGGAAAAUAGUAUCUGCUUACAGUUUGCCUGAAGUGAGCACACGAAAGGCCGAAAUACUCGUCCCCUCCUCGGGCGGCCCACCUCCAGUCCCUCGAAGAACUGUCUCUAGUAUGGAGGCAAGACGACCGCGGCCCAAGCCAAUCAUUGGCUCAGAGGAGCUUUUAGCAGGGCUGGAAAAUACUGUGGUAGAAUCACAGUUGAAUACGUCUCCUUCGUCGGCACCGAGCCAGGAUAUAACGAGAGUAGCGAGUCCGCUUCCUCCCCCACCUAUCCCUCUCUCGGGAUCAAUGCAUGAUCUACAACUAGCCGACUUCUCACCGCCUCCUUCAAUAUGUGAGUCACCGGAAGGACCCAACACCUCUCAGUAUCGUCGUUCUUUAGACUCUUCGAUAACCCAGCAGACUUUUACGUCGGAUUCGUUUCCAAGUAGUACAACUUCUCAGGCCCGACACAGCAUUGCCAGUCCGCCAAAUUAUUCUGGCCCAGUAGCUUACGUUGAUUUACCAAACAAGGACGUUCAACGGCAAAGAAUAGACAACAGAUCAACAGACUCUAAUAGACAAUCAAUUAAAACGCAUAUUAGACAAAGCAAUUCGCACGUUCCAAAUCCGGGGGGAUACUCUAACCAGCCAGGGAGGAGUGAAGAUCACACGGACGCAGCUUCACAGCCACGGCGAUCCCCCCCUGACACUCAUACGCCUUGUUCGGGAACUCCACCCCUUUUGAACCCAAACAAAACGAUAACACCGUCAACAAAUGAAAGAACUCUAGUUGAUGAGUCUUCAGAAAGUGACACGCCCUAUACGGGUCACAGACCACCAAUAGACGUUGCGUCUAAACGACUCGUACACGGCACCUCGCGGAGCGUGGACUCGGAGAAACGACGCAGUCGGCAGGACGGCGAGAUUCCAAAGCUUGACCCGUAUGUAACAUAUGAAAAGGAAGAUUUGAGGAUAACUUUUGUAUAGGAAUUUUACUGAUUUUAAUUAACAGAGAUUAAAUGGAUACGUUUCUCCUAACAGUGAAGCUUGGUUUUCACGAGGGACCCAAUCUCACUGUAGACUUUCUUCGAUUUCUAAAAUGUGUAAGUUCCGAAGUUUAGUUGUUAGAAACAGCUGUGUCAUGGACUAGGUAAAGCUCUGAGGCAAUAGGCCCUUUGCAGCUAGUCAUUCACGUGGUACAAAACCGCCGUGCGGAAGAGCAAGGGACGCACAGGGACAAGACAAACGGAUAGCUUACAUUAUUUAAAACGGUAGAGUGAUUUUACUUGAACCGUGAAAUAGGUAGUAGAAUACUACGCACUAUUAUGCACUAAUUUUAUUGUCUUCUUUUGUUUACCUCUCGCAGUUUUGUAUUAUUUGUUAGUAUCUGUCUCACGGUUCAAGUAAAAUCACUCUAAUUUCCCUUGUUUGUUUUCUCCCAGUGCGUCCCUUGCUCUCCAGCAUGGCAGUUGUUUUUGUACCACGUGACUGACUAGCUGCAAAGGGCCCUUUAUAGUUCAGUAAAAUCCUGCGUGUGUAGGUAAUCGUUGCCGUCGCAAAAUCUCGUCCUGAAAACAAGCUUGACGCAGAUUCUUCUAUCCUCUUAGUUGCGAAUAAUUUCACUUGAUAUAUUCUCGCAUUUUUGUUUCUAUUUCCGGGCAAACCAAGCUUCAUUUUGCGGAGAAUGAGCUGCAGCAAAAUUCGAUAUAUUUUGUUUACUCAGGCUUUAUAAAAGGGACAGGUAGAAAGUGUGCCACUUACGAUUCUAAUUUGUAGGCUUAAUGAUAGUACGGUAAAAACCCGCGAGUAUUAAAGCACCUGCAUUUUCCCAAGUUAGCCUAAAUAGGUUCUUACAUAAAUGUUAAUUAGCACAAAUUUAGGCAAUUUAAGUUCUUAAAUAGAAAAUACAUUGUAGCUAAGAGUAUUAGCUUAUUCGUUACAUCAAAUCUGCAUCCCAUUACAGUGCAGUUGGCGUGAUGUGGCACCUAUUUCUCCAAAGAGGUUCCUGAAUGUUGACCUAUCUUUUUUGCCAAAGUGUACAGAGUAUUUUUUUACAGAGUUUACAAAAUAAGAACCUGUUUCAAAUUUUAGGCUAAACAGGUUCUUGUAUAUAGGGGGCCUAACUUGCAAAUUUUAACCUAACAUGUUCUUAAAAACCAGGUUCUUACUCGCGGAUUUUUACUGUAUCAAGAAACGAACAAGUGAGGCCAUGACUGACUUGAAAUCGUGCAGCGCACUUUUUACUGUGUAAAUUUUAUAUUUAACCCGAACUGAAAUAGAAUUAUUUUGCGAGAGUUACUUUUUAAACUGGCGACUGAGUUUAUUUUAAAACAAACGUAUAUUCGUACUUGAAAUCUCAGUACCUAAAUAGUUGUGUUUUAAAUCAGAUUUUCUUCAAUUUUGAGAUAAUAUGGCGUCGUUUUUAAGAUUAAUUUCUAAAAUUAUUCUGUACUCUUGAAAAGUUUUAUUGUUAAUGCAUGGCGCGGAUGAUUUCCUGCGGCGCUGCAGUUUUUUAAGCAACUGAAAGUCAAAUGAUUUAUAUUUUUGUUUAUCGAGACAACGAUUAUUGCACGUUUAUUUGAAAACUAUUUAUGAAUUAUCUUCUGAAUAUAUUUCGCUCACGAAGUUCAGUACGGGAGGUGAGAAAUUUAAAUUUUGUACAGGUUGAGCGCACGGAAUGUAUUUACUCCUUGUGAACUAAAAAAAUAACUUUUAUUCUGUUCCUGGUGUUUAGUUGUUCGGUUAGCGGGACAGAACAGAGCGCUUUGUUUGUCCAAUCAGGGCCAUUCACGUAUUUGUUUACGCGCGAGGAACUUCACGUUUCCUUUAUAAAAUCCAAAAAUGGAUUUUGAAUCUAAAGAAUCCUCACUCUAAAUGGAUCCAUUAGAUGAAAUCUAAACAUGGAUUUCUAAGACGCAGGAUCUGUACGUUAAGUUCGUGCGCUUGUGAAUGUGUCGCGAUUUAUUGCUCUGUUUUGUGAUUGGCCUUCGUUGUUCGAGGGUCCUUAGUUCUUUACAAGCAAGUUAUCUCGCAGUAAUAGGUCAUACUGUUUAUUUGGUCUUAUUUAUGAGAUGCAAAAUUUUCAAAUGAAAUCUUAAGUGUUUUACGUCGUGUUUUACAAGCACUCAAGUAUUGGUUAGUUUUGUAUCAUAGAUUAUUGUAACAUUGCUACAAUGUGUGGAAAUGCACAGCCUUACAAGUCAAUAUCAAGAGGAUCAUUAAUUAAUAAAAUAUACAUUACUAUGCGUUUUGUGUAACGACACAUUCCGCUUCUUUCCUCUAGCAGCAACGUGCCCCUCGCCC
Molecule: messenger RNA, 28995 nt
Organism: Porites lobata
Lineage: Eukaryota; Metazoa; Cnidaria; Anthozoa; Scleractinia; Poritidae
Source: the annotation of a GenBank genome assembly